Fundulus heteroclitus (mummichog) is the source of this 4418-nucleotide messenger RNA. Its product is annotated as mannosyl-oligosaccharide 1,2-alpha-mannosidase IA. Gene Ontology annotation, cellular component: Golgi membrane; endoplasmic reticulum; extracellular exosome. Gene Ontology annotation, biological process: carbohydrate metabolic process; N-glycan processing. The record is from RefSeq and is a predicted model, not a curated record. Lineage: Eukaryota; Metazoa; Chordata; Actinopteri; Cyprinodontiformes; Fundulidae. The transcript is spliced from 12 exons. Gene Ontology annotation, molecular function: mannosyl-oligosaccharide 1,2-alpha-mannosidase activity; calcium ion binding. The coding region runs from base 1160 to 3079 and encodes 639 amino acids.
GACCAUUUGAGCACCCCCCCCCUCUCUCUCUCCCCUUCCUCCCUGUUUCUCCUCUUCUUCACCCUGCCCGCGCUAUAUGCUACACAUUUCCAGCCCUCUCCUCUCAAAUUUCGACGCAAGCGGACGUCCGCGGCACACGGUGCGCAGCACGGAGAGCGGAGCGGCGCGGAGCGACGACGCGGCGGCGGCAGCAGCAGCUCUCUCUCUCUCUCUCUCUCUUUCUCUCUCUGUCCUUGUCGCUCUCUCUGCCUUUUGUUGGAAACCGGCACACUAGAUGGUGGAUUUGUUCCUCGUACGGAUUUGGAUCGGGGCUAACUUCGCAUGGGACAAAACCCGCCUUCUUUCGCGUCUGCGAGCGAUCCGUUUCGCCCGGCGUGUUGACGACGGCAGCGGAGGAGGAGAAGGAGCAGAGAGGGGGGGUCUAACCUAACCGGAGGAGCGCAGUUGACAGACGCGGAGACAUGUUUAUCCACGCGUUCCCGUCCACCAGCUGAUUGGGGGGGACAGAGGCGGAACCAAAGCGGCGUGUAAUCUGUGUGUGUUUUUUUUUUUUUAAACAACGGGAACGUCAACUGGGAGCUGGGGAUGCAGACGCGUGGAUCUGCUGCUGCUGCUGAAACGGAGACCGGGGAAAGAUGCUGUGAUGUUCUCCUUGCGCCGCAGGGCAAUGCGUUGUAGCGACCCGAACGGCGUGGAAUAACGCACCGAGCCACAACUUUGUUCAAAGGCCUCACAGGACGGCGAGGUUUUUAUUUUAUUUUAAUUUUUUUUAUUAUUUUGCAUCGUCUACUUCAGAAGUGCGUUUAUCUUCGUCCGCUGAAUACAGACUCGGGGUGUUUUAGAAACGAAAGCAGCCCUGAUCUCAGCGCCGUUCCUUUUUAUUUUUUAUUUUUUUUGGAUUUUACAGUUUGAACUCCACGUCCUGCGCUCCGUUGAUGAUGCGAUGCAGAGUUGCCAAAUUUCUGAGUGAAAAAUCUGUAGCUGGAGGCAGGUCUAACAUCCGCGUAUGCAAAUCCAAUCGAUAGCGAGAUAAAGCCACUGGGGGGUGGCUUUUGGAGGUUUUACUCCAGCCUGAAGGCAGCAGAGCCGCUGCCAGCCGAGCACCGGUACACUCUCCGCGGCACAGCACAACGCAGCGUCAGCCCCGAGGAAACUUUCAAUGGUGUUCCGAAAGUUGCCCGGCGUCUCGGCGUCGGGCAUGGGUCUGCGCCUCUCCCAGAAGUUCGUCUUCUUGCUCUUCCUCUCGGGUUUGGUGACGCUGUGCUUCGGAGCCCUCUUCUUUUUGCCCGACUCCGUGCGGCUAAAGCGCAUUUUCCUCUCCAAGACGGAAGUCCAGCCGGUCACCGUGGGCUCCGGGUCCGAGAACGACGUCCGGGAGCACGUCAAGCGUCCCAAGGAGCUGGAGCACACCAGGGGCAUGACCCCGGGCAAGGGGGAGCCGAAGAGCCGCAAGCCCGCCGUCUCCUCCAACGAAGCCGCCGAGGAGCGGCUGGCGGGGGGCAAAGCGCAGGAGGACCUGACCCUGUCCAGGUCCAAAGCGGAGUCCCUGUUGGAGAGCGUCUCCGCCGGGGCCCGCCGUGCCAACUCGGAUACUUUUGAUUUCAAGAAGUUCCAACGGUGCCUGCUGAAGCCUGCGCUGGGGAGUGACAGCGGGAGGCCGGCUGAGCCCACCACCAACGACCGCCGGGAGAAAGUCAAGGAGAUGAUGAAGUUUGCGUGGGACAACUACAAGCGAUAUGCCUGGGGCAAAAAUGAGCUGCGGCCUCUGACGAAAAAUGGUCAUAUCGGCAACAUGUUUGGUGGACUAAGAGGAGCUUCUAUUGUUGACUCUCUGGACACGCUGUAUAUCAUGGGACUGAUGGACGAAUAUAACGAGGCCAAGGAGUGGGUGCAGACUAGUUUGGACCUAAAUUCGAACGGCGAGGCAUCGCUCUUUGAGGUGAACAUCCGUUACGUCGGCGGGUUGCUCUCGGCAUACUACCUGACAGGAGAGGAGCUUUUCAGAAGUAAAGCAUUGGAGCUCGGAGAAAAGCUACUACCUGCUUUUAAUACGCCAACAGGGAUCCCCAGAGGAGUCAUCAACCUUGGGAGCAGUGGCACCAGUUGGAGCUGGGGCUGGGCUUCAGCUGGCAGCAGCAUCUUGGCCGAGUUUGGGACUCUUCACCUGGAAUUUGUGCAUCUGACAGAGCUGUCUAACAACCCUAUCUACAAAGAGAAGGUGAUGAGCAUCAGGAAGCUCCUGAACAAGAUCGAGAAACCUCAUGGCCUGUAUCCGAACUUCCUUAGUCCAGUCAGCGGCAACUGGGUCCAGCAUCAUGUUUCCAUCGGCGGCCUUGGAGACAGUUUCUACGAGUAUCUAAUAAAAUCCUACUUGAUGUCAGACAAGACAGAUGAGGAAGCAAAGAAGAUGUACUACAGUGCACUGGAUGCGAUUGAAGCUAACCUGGUUCAGAAGUCCCCUGGUGGCCUCACCUACAUGGCUGAGUGGAGGGGGGGCAUCCUGGACCACAAGAUGGGUCACCUGGCCUGUUUCUCCGGGGGCAUGAUUGGUAUCGGGGCAGAUGAUGGAGAACCAGAGAAGAGGCAGCACUACCUUGACCUCGCAGCUGAGAUCACACACACAUGCCAUGAGAGCUACACUCGCUCAACCACUAGACUGGGACCUGAGGCCUUCAGAUUCGACAGCGGAGCUGAAGCCACAGCUACUAGACUGAGUGACAGAUAUUACAUCCUGCGGCCAGAAGUCAUCGAGAGCUACAUGUACAUGUGGAGACUGACUCAUGACCCCAAAUACAGAGACUGGGGAUGGGAGGCUGUCGAGGCUCUGGAGCAGCACUGCAGAGUGGAGUUUGGUUUCUCCGGCAUCCGUGACGUUUACACCAUGACAGCCAGCCACGACAACAUGCAGCAGAGCUUCUUCCUGUCAGAGACACUUAAGUAUCUUUACCUACUCUUCUCUGACGAUGACCUCCUCUCUCUGGAAGACUGGGUAUUUAACACCGAAGCCCAUCCGCUGCCAAUAAUCCGUAAGAGCUGCCUGCAGGAUGCAGUAACAGAGGAAAAGACGGUCUCUGAAUAAUACCACUCAACGGCUGAGGCGGUUACAGACAAAUCUGCACAGCUCGUGUGCAUAGAGUCAAACUAAAAUUGCAAACACCAAUUCAGUGCAGAUUCAGGGUCUUUUGAGGAGUGUGUGGUUGACUCUCAGUUCCUUUCCAGUAAAGGAUGUUGUCGUUUUAUGCUGUGAUUGUAUCUCCUUUCGCCGGGGUUCCUUCCUAAUGGCACUUCUUUUUUGCGGACAAUCAAAACAAACAUGACUUUCAUGAAGAGAUACCUUUUUCUUUCCUUCUUUCCUCCGUGAGGAAACCACUAUAACUUACAGACCCAAAUGUAUGGGAGAAGGUUUGAACUAUGGGCCAUACUGUCAGAGAAAUACAGAACCACUUGAGUUUUGCUCGUCAUUUUUAGUUCACCUUUAGUGACGCCGUUUUCCCUUUUAGGCUUUUUUUUUUUUCUGUUUCCCCUUCGUGAACUUUUUUGGACAAAGGUUUCUUUGCAUAUCUGUUUCCCUGUUUUUUGGAGUAAAGUGUUUUGGUGAAAUUUAAAGAAAGGACAAACUUUUAAGAUAGGAGUUAAAUAAUGUACAGAUAAACACGAAAUGUGACUCUCAAGUCCACCUCGAAACUAAUUUUGAUGUCAUGUUUCUUACCGAAACAAGGUUGAAUGAAUUUUUUAAAGGACAGAGAUGUCAGGAAAGAGGCUUUGUCUUAUGCAUCCAGGGACCACUUCUGAGAAAAAACAAAACAAAAAAACAACGAUGAUGUUUCCGGUCUAUGCUCUGGUAAUUGCUUUUUCUCCCAACAGAACAGUGAUUGCUCAGCCUUUCACAAUAAAACGGAGCACUCUCCAUCUUUUCACUGUACAAAACAAAGCAUCAAGGGAAUAACAGGACAUCUGUUGGCUAGCUUCGGAUGUCUUUUCUGUUUCUGUUGGGAGGUUUUCUGCCUUCACGUACGUCUAUGGCGAUGUUGCGGGCUUUUCUGCUGCAGAGACGAGCUUUUAUUUUCUAUCACUGUUCUGUUAACAGAUCCUCUUCUGCACAGUCGUGGCGUGAAUGUGCUGUACAUACAGAAGAAGUGAGUGGCACCUGUACGAGCUUGUCCCGACUUUAGUUUGUCUCUUUUUCUUUUCCUUUUUUUUAAAACUUCAGUGGUUAUUUUCUUCUUGGGUUCUCUUUGAUUUGCUUCCCUCAGGUGUUUCAGUAAAAAAACAAAACAAAAAAAAAAACAACUAAAAACUUCUUAUUUUAAGUCUAAUUAUCGCUGAUAUUAAUUAAUGUUAUUACUUAUUCUUACUUUGUUGAAUAUUUUCAAAUACUGAUUAAAAAGAAACUGUGCAACUUUGUACAUUUAAAACAA